AUGGGCAAGUCAUAUAUGAGACAUGGCCCAACACAGGCCUUCGGGAUCAUCUGCUCGCCCACUGCCAACUCCAGCUUCGACGGCCGAUUAGCAUACGUUCCUGCUUGGGAGGAUGUGCUCGUAUGGGACGUCAAGACCGGCGAGAUGCUCUCCAUGUGGCAUUCCCCGUCACAUACCGCCUCCGUAACCGGUAUCCUCCCCGCACCCACACCCGCCACAUCCACAUCCAACACCCCUCGUACCUUCGCCGUAUCGUACAAUGACGGCUCUAUCCGCUUAUGGAACUUCUCCACCUCCGAUCCGGCGAGCACAAACGAGGCUGUCACCUUUAACGGGCACAAAAAGUCCGUCACGACCCUCUCGUGGGACCAGGAUGGUGCCCGUCUCGCUAGUGGCGGAACGGAGGGGGAGAUUGUCGUAUGGGAUCGGGUAGCCGAGGUGGGGCUAUUUAGGCUCAAGGGGCACCGAGGACCCGUGACGAGCUUGCACUACAUCCCGCACCCGACGAUGAGUGUCAGCUCGCAUCCCGGAUAUUUGCUCUCAACGAGCAAGGACACGUAUAUGAAGCUGUGGGAUCUGGGGACGCAGCACUGCGUGCAGACGGUGGUUGUUGGACGAGGGGAGGUGCUCGGAUGCGCGAUCAAGGAGGAAAAAGAGGAUGUGGAGGCUGACGGAGAGGGAGGGGACGAUGUGCGUGGGCGAUGGGUCGUGGUCACUGGGAGUGGAGAUGGUGAGGGGAAGGUAUGGACGAUAGGGAAGGCGGAAUUAGCCAAGGGAUUGGCUGAGAAUGCUAACGGAGAGCUCCCCAAGCUCAUCUCACCACUAGCCACCCUCCCGCUCCCACCAACCACCUCUCCCAUCUCGCAAAUCGGCUUCCACCCAAAUCAGCCUCUCAUCCUCCUCCAGACAUCCGACCGAACCGUUGUCGCCCUUCGUCUUAGGUCCGCCGAGGAAGUCCAGGCAAAACAGGCACGGCGGAAGAAGCGGGACAAGGAGAAGAAGGAGAAGCGGAAGGAUAAUGCUGUCGAGGUGGAUAUGGAGGGGAGCAAUGGGGCUGCUGGGAAUGGGGAAGUCAAGUGGGAAGAGAGGGUGGCGGUCUUGUGCACUGUGAGGGCCAAUGCGAAGAUCAGGAGCUUUGCGCUAUCGGAUACGGAUUCCGGAACAGCCAAGAACGGUAUACCACUCCUCCUAGCGCUUAACAACAACGCUAUCGAGACCUACCUCCUCCCGCCCCCGGUGUCCAAAAAGGCCAAAGCCACCAUCUCCACCGAAGGCCCUACCGAACCCAUCAAGACGCACUCGAUCGAGCUCCCGGGACAUCGUCAAGAUGUGCGCUGUAUUGCCAUCUCGGCGGAUGAUCAGGUCAUAGCCUCAGCGUCGAGCGGGACGUUGAAGAUUUGGAAUUCCAAGAGUACGGCGUGUAUCCGGACGAUGGAGUGUGGGUAUGCGAUCUGUUUGAGUUUCCUCCCGGGAGAUCGACAUGUUGUCGUUGGUACGAAAACAGGAGAGCUAGUACUGUUCGAUAUCGUCACUUCGUCCCAAUUGUCGUCCUACAAAGCCCACUCUGGCGCGAUCUGGUCCGUCCAUGUCAGACCGGACGGGCGGGGUCUCGUAUCCGGUUCGGCGGACAAAGACGUCAAGUUCUGGGACUUUGAGAUGAAGGAGGUGGAGAGCGAGGGGGACCGGGUAGUAGAUCGAUUAGGAAGGGAGACUGUGUUCAAGACGAAGCAACUCACUCUGGUACAUACCCGGACACUCAAGAUGACGGACGACGUCCUCUCGGUCAAGUACUCGCCUGAUGGGCGGUUAUUGGCGGUUGCGCUGCUCGACUCAACGGUCAAGAUCUUCUUCCAGGAUACUUUGAAGUUCUUCCUAUCGCUGUAUGGUCAUAAGCUUCCCGUUCUCUCGCUCGACAUUUCGCAUGACUCUCGCCUAAUCAUUACCUCUUCAGCCGACAAGAAUAUCAAGAUCUGGGGUCUCGACUUUGGAGAUUGCCACCGCUCGAUAUUCGCACACGACGAGAGUGUCAUGCAGGUUGCGUUUGAAAAGGGCAGCCAUCUGUUCUGGAGUGUAGGGAAGGACCGAACGGUCAAGUACUGGGAUGCCGACAAGUUUGAGCUCAUCCAGAAACUCGACGGCCAUCACGGUGAGAUCUGGGCACUGGCCACCUCGCACAAAUCCGACUAUAUCGUCACUGGCUCGCACGACAAGUCUAUCCGGAUCUGGGAAAAGACGGAAGAGCCCCUUUUCCUCGAUGAAGAGCGCGAGCGGGAGCUCGAGGCUUUAUACGAUACCAACGCCGCUGCGGAUGCGAAUCGAUCCGGAGACCCCGCCGACCCCGAUGCGGAGGGGGACGAGGUCGAGGCGGUACAUAAGACGACGACCGAGACGUUGAUGGCUGGGGAGAAGAUCCUGGAGGCUGUUGAAUUGGCGGAUGAGGAGAGGGAGACGGUGAGGCAGUGGGAGGAGGAUAAGGCCAAGUUACCACUGGAGCAGGCGGAACAUCUGCCCAAGCCACCAAGACAUCCGGAGUUGGUCGCGAGGGGAGAUAUUGAGCCGGAGGAGCAUGUGCUCAAGACGCUGAAGGGGGUGCCGAGUGCGCAGAUGGAGGAUGCGCUCUUGGUGUUGCCAUUCAAGGCGGUGUGUAGUCUGCUGGUCUAUCUUGACGGGUGGGCACGAGCGGACCGCGAAACGAUCCUAACCACCCGAACCCUCUCUUUCCUCCUCCGCACCUCCUCCUCCCAGCUCAUCGCGAACCGUAUCCUCCGCACCCAGCUCCUCGACCUCCGUACCCACCUGCGCGACUCGCUCACUCGCCAACGCGACAUGAUUGGCUUCAACCUCGCCGCGCUGCGUUUUGUGAAGGGACGGUAUGAGGAUGGGAAGAUGGCGGGGGUGUUGGAUGAGCAGGAUGAGGAGAAGGUUAGAGAGAAGAUGGGUAAGGGGAGAGGGAAGCGGAAGAGGGUGGUCAUUGGUUAG
Dioszegia hungarica is the source of this 2979-nucleotide messenger RNA. RefSeq names its product putative WD-repeat protein. Gene Ontology annotation, cellular component: small-subunit processome; Pwp2p-containing subcomplex of 90S preribosome. NCBI's taxonomy places the organism in Eukaryota, Fungi, Basidiomycota, Tremellomycetes, Tremellales, Bulleribasidiaceae. The record is from RefSeq and is a predicted model, not a curated record. Gene Ontology annotation, molecular function: snoRNA binding; protein binding. The transcript has 10 exons. Gene Ontology annotation, biological process: maturation of SSU-rRNA. The coding region runs from base 1 to 2979 and encodes 992 amino acids.